This is a messenger RNA of Blepharisma stoltei, 1167 nucleotides long. The record is from the annotation of a GenBank genome assembly. Lineage: Eukaryota; Ciliophora; Heterotrichea; Heterotrichida; Blepharismidae.
AUGCAAGUUUUCAGGGGUUUUAGAAGUUCGAUAAGACUUCUUGCAAAAAAAGACUAUUAUAGUAUUUUGGGAGUUCCUAAAAAUGCUUCAGAUACUGAUAUUAAGAAAGCUUAUUUUAACCUUGCAAAGCAGUAUCACCCUGACGUAAAUAAAUCUCCUGAUGCGAAGGCUAAAUUUGCUGAGAUUAAUAAUGCAUACGAAACAUUAGGGACACCAGAUAAGCGGAAAACAUACGACGCUACUGGGAUGACAGGAGAUGAACAAGAUCAGGCUAAGCAGGCAGGAUUUGGAGAUUUUGGGGGAUUUGGAGGCUUUAAUCCUUUUGGAUCUGGAUUUGGAGGAGGCGGAGGUAAUCCUUUUGGUGGUGGUCAAGGGUUUUCUAGUUUCGAAGACAUUUUUAGUGAGUUUGAAGGACUUUUUGGUGGCAAGAAAUCACAGAAAUCAGCAAGAGGUGAUGACAUUGUUGUGGGCAUGGAAAUUUCUUUUCUAGAAGCUGUACAAGGAGCGUCAAAGCCACUUGUAGUGACCAAAAAUACAACGUGCGGGACUUGCAAAGGAAAGAAAAUAAAGCCUGGCUCAUCUCCAUCGACAUGUACAAAUUGCGGUGGCAAAGGCCAUGUUCAUUUCCAGCGAGGUCCAAUGUCUAUACAAGUAGCUUGUCAGAAAUGUGGAGGGACAGGAUCGAUCAUAAAAGAAUAUUGCUCAACCUGCCGAGGAUCAGGAAUAACUGCAUCUAAAGUGACAGAAACAGUGAAUAUUCCUGCAGGCGUAAAUUCUGGCCACACCCUCCGAAUGGCUGGCAAAGGCAGCUCUUCUGAGUCUGGAGGACAAGCUGGCGAUAUUCUUAUAAAAGUUACUAUAAAAGACCAUCCAACUUUUCAGCGUGAUGGCUUUGAUAUAAUUUCUCAAGUCCCUAUAUCAAUAUCCCAAGCUAUCCUCGGAUCAAGUGUAGAAGUUGAAACUUUAUAUGGAAAAGUCCAGGUAAAAGUCGAUCCAGGGACAAAUACAGGCGAUACCCACAAAAUUUUAAACCAUGGAGUCCCUCAUCUCCCUCCACAUAAUAGCCAAAAAGGAAGCCAUAUAGUGAAAUUUGUAUUAAAGAUCCCAAAGAAACUUACAGAGAGACAAAGGCAGUUGUUCGAGAUGUUGGCUCAUGAAGGUGUUUAA